This is a messenger RNA of Uncinocarpus reesii 1704, 2124 nucleotides long. RefSeq lists its product as uncharacterized. The record is from RefSeq and is a predicted model, not a curated record. Gene Ontology annotation, cellular component: fungal-type vacuole membrane. The transcript has 4 exons. Gene Ontology annotation, molecular function: basic amino acid transmembrane transporter activity. Gene Ontology annotation, biological process: basic amino acid transport; transmembrane transport. NCBI's taxonomy places the organism in Eukaryota, Fungi, Ascomycota, Eurotiomycetes, Onygenales, Onygenaceae. Bases 1 to 2124 code for a protein of 707 amino acids.
AUGUCUGCAGCGCCAGCUUCCGAGACGACACCCCUCCUUCGAGACAAUGCGAUCGUGGAGGGCGGCGUCGUAGCUACCGGACUGCCAACCGAACAGCCCAAUGACACCGAUGUGCCCUUGGCCGACGAGCCGACGUUGAAGGAGUUGCUGGUCAUCCAAGCGAGUAUCUGGGUGGGAGUGUUCUUUGCUGCCCUGGACGCGACCGUUGUGGCUACGAUCUCGGCGCCGAUUUCGUCUUCGUUCAACUCGCUCUCUCUGCUUUCAUGGCUCGCCUCGGCUUAUCUGAUCUCCAACGCCGCAUGCCAACCUCUCAGCGGGAAGCUGACCGAUAUCUUCUCCCGUCGAACGGGCCUCGUCGUGUCGAAUAUCCUGUUUGGCGUGGGAAACCUCAUCUGCGGCCUUGCAAAGGAUGAAUGGGUUAUGAUCUUCGGCCGAGUGGUGGCAGGCAUGGGCGGAGGAGGUUUGACUGCCAUCGCGACCUUUGUUACCUCUGAUCUGGUUCCACUACGUACACGAGGAAUGUGGCAAGGCAUUGGCAACAUCUGCUACGGCGUUGGGAGCGGGCUCGGAGGUGUCUUUGGUGGCUGGAUCAACGAUACUUGGGGCUGGCGAUGGGCAUUCUUAAUCCAGGUACCAUUUAUCGUCGUGUCGACAGUCCUGGUCUGGUGGAAGGUCAAAAUCCCAGUCAAAGAGACCGAUGUCUCUCGCUGGAAGCGGAUUGACUUCCUUGGAGCGGGAGCACUGGUGUUGACGCUGGUCCUGUUCUUAUUCGGUAUUAACACGGGCGGCAAUCAAAAGCCCUGGACACACCCUAUGGUCCUGGCCUCGUUGAUACUGUCUGGGGUGUCCCUUUUGGCUUUCGUCUACAUUGAAGAAAAGGUGGCCUCUGAACCAGUGAUUCCUGUCCGACUUCUUGCGGACCGAACCGUUCUCUCUGCAUGCUUGACAAAUUGGUUUUGCACGAUGACUUUGUUCGCCGUGUUCCUUUACAUCCCUCUAUAUCUCCAGAUUCAGGGCUACUCGACAACGCAGGCUGGAACGCGCCUCAUUGCGCAAGCCGUGGGGACAUCCAUUGGAUCACUGGGCCUAGGAUUCCUGAUGCGCCUGACCGGCCGCUACUUGUUCUUACACUACGCGUGUGUCCUGUUUUUCACCGUGGGAUCCGUGCUUUUCACCACGCUCACGAUCAAUACGCCAGCCUGGCCGCCAUUCCUGUACCUGUUCAUCACCGGACUGGGCUACGGUGGCAUGCUUACCGCGACUCUGGUAGCCCUCAUCUCAGCUGUCGCCCAUGCACACCAGGCAGUCGUGACGUCGGCAUCGUACGCCUUCCGCAGCACCGGAAGUUCACUCGGUAUCACCAUUGCGUCUUCUGUAUUUCAAAACAUUUUGAAGUCUGGGCUCUGGUCACGAUUCGGCGAUCGAGACGAUGCGGGCUGGCUGAUUCCAAAACUUCGCAAUAGCUUGGAUGAAAUCCGUCACCUGCCGAAAGAAAUGGUGCCUGGUGUGUUGGCUGCGUAUAUGGACGCUUUGAAGGGGGUAUUUGUGACGACUCUUGGGCUAGCGGUGCUGGGUGCAAUUUCAUCCACGUAUCCCUAUCCCUCAGCUCUCCUUGCUUCUGGCCGUAGUCCAUCCGCAGCUGCAGCCCGAUAUUGCUCAAUGCCCAUUCGCGCUCUUCUUUGCUGGGCAUCAAAGUUGAGUUUCGGUGGGGAUUUCUCGGCACUGCGACUGCUUGCCGCCGUUUCAUCGACAUCAUCGUUGCCCCUUUGCCUAGUGAACUCAACACCGCGGCUCCACCUCGAAAUUUGGCCUUCGACUCUCAUCGACGGACAUGCGGACAUUCAUUCCUUAUCAUUGAACUCCGUCCAAAACGUGGCACCACCAGCUCCGAAUCGCAUUCUUAACUGGACCGACGCCAGCCAGCUCUCUUUUCGCGAUAUCGACAUCAGAACUGCCUCCUCUGCAAGGUCCGUGCAAACCCAUCCUCGCCAGAACGCCCAGACACGGAUCAGCACGCGGUUGGCUCGACAGGGUGAUCAGAUUCAACAGAAAAAGCAAGCAUACGGCAGCCAGAGGAUAUCAAACGCACGAGCCUCGCUUCGGCAGCCCCCAGCCCUCCAAUGA